Messenger RNA from Thyridium curvatum, 633 nucleotides. RefSeq lists its product as uncharacterized. Bases 1 to 633 code for a protein of 210 amino acids. The transcript has 3 exons. The record is from RefSeq and is a predicted model, not a curated record. Lineage: Eukaryota; Fungi; Ascomycota; Sordariomycetes; Thyridiales; Thyridiaceae. Gene Ontology annotation, cellular component: nucleus.
AUGCCGUCCACACUCGCCAAGACGAGGAAGCAGAUUGCCAAGAAGAGGCAAGGCAAUAUCGGCGCUCUCCACCAGGGAUCUCGCGACUCCAAGCGCCUUCACAAAGCGCAGGUCCGAGAUGAGCGACUUGAGAAGAUUGCGGCCUCUAGAAAGAAGAAUGAACAACCAAUGAGUCCGCCAGCCCCCCCAUUUCCCCCUUUUUUCCUCGGAGAUAUCAAGCUCACACAGCUUCCAAAGUCGAGCGCGUCGCCUUCUUUCAAGACGCAGUGCAAGAGAACGGAUACAAGCCCCUCUCUCCCGAGGCGGUUCAGCAGAAGAUCAGAGCGUGAGUCUCAAACAAAUCUUUUGACAAGUUUCCUGUUGCACGACGAGGAGUUUGAAGCGGUCAAGAAGGCUCGGAGACCCGGCAGACCAGCGAGCGCCAGAGAAGACCUUCUCAAACUCAAGAUCGCUACUCUGGAGAAGGAAUACAAGAAUGGGCUCUUACUGCCGGAGCUCACGACCGAGGACAAUGUGGCCCUCCUAGAGCGCUGGGAAGGAUCCUGGACGUACUUGACGACGUUAGCCUGGGUCAGGAUAUCAGAGUCGGGCACGGUCAGCCCGUCUAGCUUUCCUCCCAAGGGAGACCACUGA